Neltuma alba is the source of this 2037-nucleotide messenger RNA. Its product is annotated as protein PLASTID TRANSCRIPTIONALLY ACTIVE 12, chloroplastic. NCBI's taxonomy places the organism in Eukaryota, Viridiplantae, Streptophyta, Magnoliopsida, Fabales, Fabaceae. Gene Ontology annotation, cellular component: chloroplast; nucleus. Gene Ontology annotation, biological process: plastid transcription; response to light stimulus; positive regulation of red or far-red light signaling pathway. The record is from RefSeq and is a predicted model, not a curated record. The transcript is spliced from 9 exons. The coding region runs from base 228 to 1805 and encodes 525 amino acids.
GCAGCAUUUGCUAGUUCUGGUGACCCUCUUCCCGCCCCAGGGUCGCUUCUCAAUCGAAACUGCGUCUUCGUUUCAGUUCUGACGAAGGGCUCUCUUCCUAUUCUCGCCCUCUCUCCCAUUCGUUAAUCUUUCUUUGCUUUGGAACGGCUUGAUGCGGCGCCACUGCUGACCACCUUGUUUUAUUACCAUAUCCUUCCAAACCCAGAAGCGAUCCUUAGUGGGACCUUAUGGCAUCUAUUCAUGGCAAUGUUGGGGGCAGCUUGUGCUUCAACCACUUCCCGAAGCCAUACCUGGGUUCAUUUCCAGCUGGAAUUUUGCAAGUUAGACUUGGUUGGAGUAAUUCACGAAGGAGGCUUAUGCCAUAUACUUGUAUAAAGUGUGAAAAGAAAGAUGACUAUGUUGAAUAUGAAUAUGUUGAACGUCCACCCUACCAUGUAUACAAAGACUCAACUUCUGGCGAGCUUGAACCAGCCUCUGGUGCUCGAGCAAGUAUUCCUGAGCAGGAGUAUUGGCCUGAGGGUACUGCUAGCCUAGUUAGGGCUGCUAGAGCGCCUGAACCAACAGGUGAAUCGUCAGGAUCACCGUCUUAUGGUCAAAAGCCUGGAAGUAGGAGGAAGAAUUACAAAUCAUCUGCGGCUGCUUCCUCUGAGGUUUAUGUGGAAUCAAAUAAUCCUAACCCUCCUGAAUCUUCAGUAGAGUCCGCAGAAGAUUCCCAAGAUUUCUCAUCUGACUAUGUCGUUUAUCAAUCUGAACCUGAGGCAGAAGAGACUGGAUAUGACCUAGAUAAGAAAUUAGGACGUCCCCAUCCAUUUAUUGAUCCGAAAGUUAAAAAGCCAAUAGAGGAACCACGUUCAAGUGAAGAAUUGUGGUGGCAUUGGAAAAAGCCAGAAAAAGAGCAAUGGUCCAGAUGGCAAAGGAGGCGACCUGAUGUCGAAACGGUUUUCCUGAAAGCCAUGGCAGAAACUGGGCAAGUAAAGCUUUAUGGUGACCAUCCAACAUUAACAGAAACUUCGCUUUACCGUGCAAGACGCCACAUUUUUAAGGAAGAAAGGCUUCAAGCUGAACAAGAGAGACUGGAAAGGAUAGGGCCACUAGCAUACUACUCAGAAUGGGUAAAAGCUUGGAAGAGGGACACUUCUCGUGAAGCAGUUCAGAAACAUUUUGAAGAAACUGGUGAAGACGAAAACACUCAAUUAAUUGAAAUGUUUAGCCAUCAAACAGACCGAGAGUAUCGCAUAAUGAUGGGGACCGAUGUUCGUAUCCGUAGGGAUCCUCUAGCAAUGCGAAUGAGGGAAGAUCAAAUAAAGCAAAUUUGGGGUGGAGAUCCAGUUUACCCAACUAUAAACUAUAUUCAAGAUCCUGAUGAAGUGAUUGACUUCAGGGGACCAGAUUUUCAUGAACCAACGCCAAAUAUGCUGGCUUAUCUUAAAGAGCAUGGAAAAAUCAUUUCAAGGGAAGAACUUGACAAGAUUCUGGCAAAGGAAAAGACGGAACAAAUUGAGAUGACAGAUAUGGAUGAAGCUAUGGCGAAAGCUGUUGACAUUGGUGAAAAUGAUGAUGAAGAGGAGGAGGAGAGUGACCUUGAGGGUGUAGAAGAAGAGGAAGAGGAGGGGGAGGAAGAGGGAGAGGGAGAGGAAGAGGAAGAGGGAAAGAAGAUUACUCGCAAUUGGAGUGUCUUAAAAACUAGCCCACAGCUUCGCAAGUCAAAGCCUAAGCCCAAGAAGAAUGAGCCCUUAUCCUUGGAAGAGGCUGUAGAUGAUUCUGAGAACUUGACUGAUUUCCUCCUGGACUUCGAAGAAGAAUAAUUUGUCUCAUGAAGAGUUUAUGUUCUUCCAAGCUGUAUGUAUAAUGUAGAGGAAGACAUGUAUGUUAGUUUGUAGCAGUAGGGGAGUUAAAGUAAAAUUUAUUAUGUUAUGUAUCAAUGUAACUAUCUUUUGAAAACUAGGGUUUGUAAUUUGGACUGACGGAAUAGCUUGAGAUUUAAUUAGGGAUCUGACCAGAAAACUUAUCAAAUUUUGGACCUAGGGUAUCAUGCUA